GAUGGUGGUGGACUGCCUCAUCAUGUUGAAGGGAGAGAUGCAAUGGUCGAAGUCCACCGUCCCUUCGUGGUUCCUACCGUUAGCCGCAGAGUGGAUGAAGGACAAAGCAGAUGUAAUUUUCUCCGAGCUUGAGCUUAAGGAUCGGGUCGACCUUUUGCGGAAGCGGUACUACACGUUCAAAGUUGUCCUCCGCAUCCGUGGUGCGUGCCUAGACGCACCAACGAAAGCUAUUGUGGCACCGGCUGACUCAUGGGAGAAGAUGCUCAAGAUGAACGCCUUCGCGGGUGCGUAUUUCUAUCAGCAAGAACCCAUUUGCGCACGCCUCGCUUGUGUGUUUGGGUUAGAUGACGUAGAGGUCGAGGGCCAGACUACGGUGGUCGUCAUCUCUGACAACACCGAAGUGAUACAUUCUGAUUCGAUCAAAAUCAACGAUGUCGUCGAAGGAGAAGAAGAAGUUAACUCCCCGGUCGUGUUCCCUGGGCCAAAAGUUCACCGAAAGUUGUUCGACGAGGACGCAGAGCUGUUGAUCUUGAGUCCACUACCGAGGACGGAGACUGCUUCGUAGACCUAGGGGCGGACGGGUAUAUGCGAUAUCGGGAGUAGAAGGGAAGGAUGCUUCCCAAACCACCCGGCCCAUCUCGCGACGUGGGAGGUCCUUCAGCCUUGAAGUCGCCUCAUGCAAGUUCCUGCGGCUCAAACAGCCCGAUGAAAGGGUGGCCGCAUAAUGUUAAGCGGCCAUGAGCACCCUGUAGUUGGGUGGUUGAAGCCCUUGUGUUAUGAUCCGUGAUAUUGUGUUUAUUGGUAGUUCAAAGUGUGCAAGGGCUUCUGUUUUGUGUGCUUCAAUGUAUUUAGGUAUGUUAUAAUGGUGUCUAAGAUGUGUCAUGGUAUGAGGUGGUUCUAAGUUUCA
This is a messenger RNA of Salvia hispanica, 907 nucleotides long. RefSeq lists its product as uncharacterized. Lineage: Eukaryota; Viridiplantae; Streptophyta; Magnoliopsida; Lamiales; Lamiaceae. The record is from RefSeq and is a predicted model, not a curated record.